CUCCAGAGCAGCUGGGAAAAGCACAGAGACUGCUGUACCGGCACAUGGCUCUGUCCUCUAAUGGUGUGGACCAGGAACUGUCCAGCAAGAGGCUCCACUCGAGGAUGGAAGCCUCCUGCCUGGAACUAGCCCUGGAGGGGGAGAGGCUCUGCAAGGCCCGGGACUUCAAGGGCGGGACAACGUUCUUCGAGGCCGCUGUUCAGGUGGGCACCGAGGACUUAAAGACCCUCAGCGCCAUCUACAGCCAGCUGGGAAACGCCUACUUCUACCUGAAGGAAUACGCCAAAGCCCUGGAGUACCACCGGCACGACCUCACUCUCGCUAGGACGAUAGGCGAUCGGAUUGGGGAGGGGAAAGCCAGCGGAAACCUGGGAAACACACUGAAGGUCCUGGGGCGUUUCGACGAGGCCGUCGUGUGCUGCCAGCGUCACCUGGAAAUCGCCAGGGAGCAAGGUGACAAGGUGGGAGAGGCCAGGGCGCUGUAUAAUAUCGGGAACGUGCUCCAUGCUAAAGGCAAGCAGCAGUCAUGGGGCAGUGGGCAGGACCCAGGUGACCUGCUGCCAGAGGUCAGGGCCACCCUGGAGAGAGCCACCGAGUUCUACGAGCUGAAUCUGUCUCUGGUGAAGGAGCUGGGUGACAGGGCUGCACAGGGCCGGGCCUUCGGUAACCUGGGCAACACACACUACCUACUGGGUAACUUUGUGGAGGCCAUUACGUUCCACAGAGAGCGACUCUCCAUCGCUAAGGAGUUUGGGGAUAAGGCAGCGGAGCGUCGGGCCUACAGUAACCUCGGCAACGCUCUCAUUUUCCUGGGACAGUUCAACACAGCCACUGAGUAUUACAGGAAGACACUUCAGCUCUCUCGCCAGCUGAAGGACAGGGUGAUGGAGGCUCAGGCCUGCUACAGCCUGGGGAACACCUACACCCUCCUGCAGGCCUACGACCGAGCCAUCGACUACCACCUCAAACACCUGGUCAUAGCACAGGAGCUCAACGACAGGGUUGGGGAGGGCCGUGCCUGCUGGAGUCUGGGGAAUGCCUACGUAUCUUUGAGAAACCACCGCCAGGCAUUACACUACGCCCGCAAACACCUGGAGAUCUCCCGAGAGAUCGGGGACCGGAACGGCGAGCUGACGGCGCGCAUGAACGUGGAGCAGCUGCUGGAGGUGCUGGGUGUGUGUGAGGGCGACCUCUCGCCCGGCAGCUCGGAGUUUGAAGCCCAAGGAGCCAGACCAAAGUUCAGCUCCAGGAUCAACAUGGAUGGCUUGGACCCUUCUGAGAAGGAACAGAACGGCGACUGGAAUCACCUUGAUGACCCCUCGCGAGGGGGGCGGGGCCUCAACUCCAGGCUGCCGGGGAGAGGAGGACACCCUCAGACCCGGCCGGGCUUCCGAGGGUCUCCCCUGGACACUGAUGACAUCAGAGUGCAGGUGACCCUUCAGAAGCUAGCCCGGGACCCCUCCGAUGAGGACUGCUUCUUUGACCUCCUCAGUAAAUUCCAGAGCAGCCGCAUGGACGACCAGCGCUGCCAUCUCGACGAGCCGCAGGACGGAUCUGAGGGCGGGGCUGCCUCUGGCCCUGUGUCCCCAUUGGCCGACGUCAUGGACUCCGGCUCUCUCUCCUCGCCUCAGACGGAGGAGUUCUUCGACCUGAUCGCCAGCUCACAGAGCCGGAGGCUGGACGACCAGAGGGCGAACGUGGGUAACCUGCCAGGCCUGCGGAUCACCCAGAACAACCUGGGUCACCUGUGCGGUGACAGCGACCCCCAGGAGCCCAGCGAUGACUUCUUCAACAUGCUCAUCAAGUGCCAGUCCUCUCGGAUAGAUGACCAGCGGUGUUCCCCUCCGGACUCGGGUCCGCGGGCCCCCACGGUACCGGAUGAGGACUUUUUCAGCCUGAUCCAGAGGGUCCAGGCCAAACGGAUGGACGAACAGCGUGUCCACCUCCCUUCUGACCAGCAGGACGAGUCUGACUCCGACCCGCCAUCGCCCCCUUCUGGAGACUCCAGCUAGAGCCCAGCUCAUCUGGCUCGCACCCUCACUCCCCCCAUCAGAAUCUAAUCCUUUUUUCCUAAUGUCUAUGUACAUGUGAGGGAGGGACCAAGCACAUGUGGCAUGUACUGGAAUGUUUAUUUUUUUUGGAAGUGAAUCCCUCCAGAGAAAGUCUGCUCUGAGUGUGGGCCCGGUCUCUGUUCCGUGGGGAUACAGGACUCCCUCCUGUGCUGUCCCGAGUAACCCGAAUGUAGACGCCUGCUGAAACACUAAGCAUCGAGCCAGCAGCAGGCCUAAGGGAAGCAGCAGGAAUGCAGCGGAAUUAUGGGAGGAGAGACUGAUGUGCCCUGACAGCUUAGAAAAGCAGGAGAGAUAAGAUUGCAAUCCCAGAAUUCCUCUGUGCUGGCUUUUCUGGAGUAUAUGUUGGCAAAAUGUGUUGGUUAAAUUGAUGUUUGUGGGGUAACAGUAUUGGUGUAGGCAGCAAAAAGAGUGUACAUCAGUGUUAUUUUAGGCAAAAAAACUGCUACAAUAUUGUUUCUCUUUCAGGAGAUUUCCUCUGUGUUGUCACUUGUAAAAGGUAUAUGGGAUUUGGUUCUUUUGCAUCAUGGAGACACGGAAAACAAAAGUGGUCCGUUGCUGAAAGCGCAGUAAUAUCUUCUCGUUAUCGUCUCUCUGCCCAGGCUCAUACACUUGGGAGUGGCUGUCGCUGGUUUUAUUAUUUUUUCACUCCCAUGAAAAUGCUUGUAAUUUUUGAUGCAGAGAUAAAAGUUUUGCUUUGGGGGAUUAGCUGCAGACAUAGAUAGAGAAUUAAUUUAUUUAAAUAGUCAAACCAUGUAGGGAAGAGUUACUGUGAAAAUGUUUUAAAGGUCUGCACAUUUGAAGCUCUAAGUAAGGGAAGUGUCCUGAAGAGCAGCAGAAUCAUUUAUUCUGGUAAAGUAACAGGGUUUGUAUGGAGUCCGUGUUGUGGAAACACUGGAACUCUGAAUGAUGUCACAGCCGCGCAGAGCUUUAACGAGUUCCUUCUCACACCAUGUGGCUCCUGUAGUGUUCACGCAGCCUGCGAGCAUCUGCAAUGUUGGAUACGUUUCUCUGCUGCUCUGUGCCACUCUUGUCCCUAUUACACGCACAGGCUGUCUUUCGAUUGGCUCAUUCAGACCAAUGAGCACUCCCCAGUGCUGUGUUGCGGUUUUCUCUUGGACCAAUCAGUAAACAGCUCACAUAGGAUCACAUCCAAUAAUAUUCAGCCUCUCAUGAAUAGAAAGGUGAUGGAGUGGAGUGGAGGCAAUACCUGACAAGUCUGUGCCUCACUUUGGUUUAAUACCAGUUAUCAUGUGGAAAACUGUCAUUUCAAACUAACAAACUUUAUUCUUGUUCAUGUUUUAAGCACAUAAAAAGAUAUUAUGCUGAUGAGGAAAAGGCAGGGCUUGCUGUGUGUCAUUCCCUUUUUGGCUUCCCUUUCUCUCUGUGGUCCAAUGUGACUGAUACAGUAACACAAUGGUGUUGAUUACACUCCAUUCAGACAUCUGUCAUGGCUUCGCCUCUGCAAACACCAGGCUCUGUGCAUUUUCCCUCUCUGUCCUCUGUCCUGGCCAAGGGGAUGUGUGUGUCUGAAAACUGCACAGCAAUAGUUAACGUCUUUACAGCCUACAUAGACUCAACUCUUGUACUGUAACUUCCAUAAAAGCAAAAAGACAUGGGUAGGAUAUUAACUGAAAAAUGCAAACAAUUAUUAUGCAUCCUAAUAAAGUAUUCCCAGGUGCAUAUCAUGGAUGCUUCCAUGAGUCUGCUCCUGCUGGUGUUUCCAUAGGGUGUUUCCAUAGGUGUUUACCUGUAGGUCUGUACCUGACUGUAGUUUAUGUAACUUGGGAAUGAGUGAGCCCAAGGCUUUGACCCUCAUUCUGAUCAUUAGAGACCAAACUAGCAAAAAUGUCCACCUCUUAUCUCUUGUCAUAGGGCUUCUGGUUCAGCUUCGGAAUAAACAUGCUUGUAAGUAUUUAAGGCUAGUAGAAGGCAGGUGAAGACUUUGAUGUGAGGAUCCUGAUUCUGGAUCAGCCAAUACACCUUCAGCUGUCACUGCCACCUGUACAAAACAUGAGGCUUUGUAUUUAUAUCCAGUCUGUUGGACGGGAGGACCA
This is a messenger RNA of Megalops cyprinoides (Indo-Pacific tarpon), 4126 nucleotides long. RefSeq names its product G protein signaling modulator 1a (gene gpsm1a). The transcript is spliced from 14 exons. The record is from RefSeq and is a predicted model, not a curated record. NCBI's taxonomy places the organism in Eukaryota, Metazoa, Chordata, Actinopteri, Elopiformes, Megalopidae. Gene Ontology annotation, molecular function: GTPase regulator activity; protein binding. The coding region runs from base 45 to 2012 and encodes 655 amino acids.